Messenger RNA from Fusarium coffeatum, 1083 nucleotides. RefSeq lists its product as uncharacterized. The transcript is spliced from 4 exons. The record is from RefSeq and is a predicted model, not a curated record. Bases 1 to 1083 code for a protein of 360 amino acids. NCBI's taxonomy places the organism in Eukaryota, Fungi, Ascomycota, Sordariomycetes, Hypocreales, Nectriaceae.
AUGGCUGGGUUUCUAGUGCCCGAUCACUACGUGAACGUCGCGCCCAGCACCACCGACCAGCUCGUCGCCAGUAUCAUUUGGGGCUUCACAAUCGCUGUUGGAAUUUUCUCGGGACAAAAGGCAGGAAAGCAGACAUGGGAUCAGUACAAACGAACAGGGCGCUUCAGGGCUUACGUGUGGAUGAUCUGGGCUGAGUGGCUAGCGUCCAUGCUAAUCGGAGUUUUGUCAUGGUGUUUUAUUCGCGGUUUCAUUGCUCCCAGCUUCUGGAUUUACUUUACGCUCCUUUGUGCAUGGGUGGUGCAAAUUCAAUGCAUUUGUGGUAUCAUCAUCAACCGAAUUUCGCUUCUUAUGGUCGACAGAAGGAACGCUAUCAAGAUCAGAUGGAUGACCGCUAUCGUUCUUGGCCUUAUCAACAUCAGCGUCUUCUGUAUCUGGAUACCCGCCCAGCUCCAGAUCUCUCAGAGGUGGCACGACAUCAACUAUGUUUGGGAUCGCAUUGAAAAGGGUCUCUUCCUGGUCAUUGAUGCUAUGCUUCACGGAUAUUUCAUCUACCUCAUCCGUAUCAAGCUGAUUGCCAACGGUCUCACCAAGUACCAACCUCUGAUGCGAUACAACUUUGCCAUGAUUUUCAUCUCAAUGAGCUUGGAUGUCAUUCUCAUUGGCAGCAUGUCAAUUGGCAACGGUUUCAUUUACGUGCAAUUCCAUCCCCUAGUCUACAUGCUCAAGCUCCAUAUUGAGAUGAAUAUUUCCGCUCUCAUUGUCAGAGUCGUUCGCGCUACUGGCGACCACAGCUCUUACCCCGACGGCUACGAGGAGACCGAGUUGCGAUCCAAGGUGCGAGCACAUGCGUCCAGAAAGACAGGCUCAACCAGAGCCGGUCCCAUGUUCUCGACAACAGGACGCAACCUCGAGGUGCGCGUUGAUGCGGGUGAAUCCAAUGACACACAAACCAAGCCUCACCAGGGACCCGGUAUCACAAAAGUGACACAGACGCACGUACAGGUAAUGGACAAGCACGACGAGGAUGAUGCUAGCUCCCAAUCCUCAACGCGGCACCUGAAGGAGCCCUACGCCUAUCCUUGA